AUGUGUUCCACUACUAGGAUUUGGUUUUAGCUAGGUCAUGGAGAACAGGAGGUCCUUCCCCGAAUACUCUUCGUCUUUCUCCGGUGAGUUCGAGUUCGAUGAUCAAUCGACUUCCUACAACUUCAACGGGCCAUGCAGUAAAGGAAACGGGUUUGCGGCUUCAAAUGAUCCGGAGCUGAAGAGGAAGAAGAGAAUUGCGUCGUAUAACGUGUUGACAACGGAAGGUAAGCUAAAAUCAAGUGUGAGGAACAGCUUCAAGUGGAUCAAGAGCAAGUUCACGGAUCUACGUUAUGGAAUCUGAGUUUGCAAAAAUUGUAAGGUAAUACUCUUUAAUCCCCAAAUUGUACAAGUCUUUGUUUUAUGCUUUUUGAUUGUUUUUGAUUGUGUGGAAAAUUAAAAGAGGGAGGAAUGAUCUCUCGUGGAAAUCCACACAAAAGUCAGGUCAUGUUGGGUGUAAAAAUUUGGUGAUUGAAAAAAAAAAAAAGAAGAAAAAGAGUUCGAGUUCCUUACUCUUUUUCUUCUUUUUAUCCAUUCAAAUCCCACAUGUCUCUUGAGCUGCAACUUGCAAUCGUCCCAAAUCAGAGAUAUGUGAUGAAAACUAAGUAAAUCCAUGAGCUUUAUAUGAUAUAGCGUUUUUUAGAUUUAAGAUUGCGUUUGUGCAUAUUUUUUGAGCCUUGUUCAAGCUUCCACACGAUUCAAUGUUUGGCCUGGUUUUAUGAUAGUGAGGACUCACACAAGAUCUUCCAUCUUAUCAUGGUCAAGUAUGCCAAAUUCUUUGUAUGUGCAGGGUCCAAUGGUUUUACCAGCAUCAGACUUAAAAAUGAAAAGUGACAUUUUUUUGGUUGUCUCCACAUUAGAGAUUUGUGAUAAGAAUCAAGUGUACAUAUAUAAUAUAGAAAUAUAAGACUAUAGGCUAAUUUUGUGGGUUCAAAAUCAAGUAAAGCAUUUUAUUAGGCCUUGUUCUGGUCCUCAUCUCUAAAGUGGACCUCAUUUUUAUUAGGCUCACCCCAUUAUUAAUUCCACUUUAGAAUUGGGAAAUUUCAAAAUUGGAAUUGAACCCUUUAUUAAAGUUUUUUUUUCUAU
This is a messenger RNA of Rubroshorea leprosula, 1083 nucleotides long. The record is from the annotation of a GenBank genome assembly. NCBI's taxonomy places the organism in Eukaryota, Viridiplantae, Streptophyta, Magnoliopsida, Malvales, Dipterocarpaceae.